AUGGAGGUAUCCUCGCCCGAGGGGCCUGGCGCCCCGCAGGCCCGCACGCCGGGAGCGGCGGCCGCGUUCGCCAGCCGCCUGCGCAGCCUGAAAGGCAAACUCUUCACCUGGACUAUUUUGAAAACAAUUGCUCUGGGUCAGAUGUUGUCCUUGUGCAUAUGUGGAACAGCCAUCACCAGCCAGUAUUUGGCCGAAAAAUACAAAGUGAACACCCCGAUGCUUCAGAGCUUUAUCAACUAUUGCUUGCUGUUUCUCGUUUAUACAGUGAUGCUGGCAUUUCGAUCAGGAAGUGAUAACAUUUUAUGCAUCUUGAAAAAGAAGUGGUGGAAAUACAUCCUGUUGGGCCUCGCAGAUGUGGAAGCUAACUACUUGAUCGUCAGAGCGUACCAGUACACGACUCUAACCAGCGUCCAGCUCUUGGAUUGCUUUGGGAUUCCAGUGUUGAUGGCUCUGUCGUGGUUUAUUCUUUAUGCAAGAUACAGAGUGAUCCACUUCAUCGCCGUGGCCGUCUGUCUGUUGGGUGUAGGAACCAUGGUUGGUGCAGACAUACUAGCAGGGAGGGAAGACAAUUCAGGUAGUGAUGUGCUGAUUGGCGACAUCUUAGUUCUUCUCGGUGCUUCCCUUUACGCCGUUUCUAAUGUGUGUGAAGAAUAUAUUGUGAAGAAGCUGAGCAGAGCGGAGUUUUUAGGAAUGGUGGGCUUCUUUGGAACAAUUAUCAGCGGUGUACAGCUACUGAUUGUGGAAUAUAAAGAUAUUGCCAACAUUCAUUGGGACUGGAAAAUUGCCCUGCUCUUUGUGGCCUUUGCCCUCUGUAUGUUUUGCCUGUACAGCUUCAUGCCGUGGGUGAUUAAAGCCACCAGUGCCACUUCUGUCAACCUCGGCAUCUUGACAGCCGACCUCUACAGCCUUUUCGUGGGACUCUUUCUCUUUGGCUACAAGUUUUCAGUGCUCUACAUCCUGUCAUUCAUAAUCAUCAUGGUGGGCUUUACCAUGUACUGCUCCACCCCCACGCGCACGGCAGAGCCGGCCGAAAGCAGCGUGCCUCCAGCCACUGUCAUCGGGAUCGACAACCUGGGGCUGAAGAUUGAGGAGAACCUCCAGGAAACCCACUGUGCGGCCUUCUAG
Messenger RNA from Elephantulus edwardii (Cape elephant shrew), 1125 nucleotides. RefSeq names its product solute carrier family 35, member F2 (gene SLC35F2). The record is from RefSeq and is a predicted model, not a curated record. Gene Ontology annotation, cellular component: membrane. Gene Ontology annotation, molecular function: transmembrane transporter activity. Lineage: Eukaryota; Metazoa; Chordata; Mammalia; Macroscelidea; Macroscelididae. The coding region runs from base 1 to 1125 and encodes 374 amino acids. Gene Ontology annotation, biological process: transmembrane transport. The transcript is spliced from 8 exons.